This is a messenger RNA of Linum trigynum, 1146 nucleotides long. Lineage: Eukaryota; Viridiplantae; Streptophyta; Magnoliopsida; Malpighiales; Linaceae. The record is from the annotation of a GenBank genome assembly.
AUGGGGAGCAGGCAUAACGGCGGAGCUAGCGACCGCGCAGCCUUGGGGAAUGGCGGAGCACCGCCGGUGGUUGACAAGGAGGUGGAUUUCGCCAAUUACUUCUGCACAUAUGCCUUCCUCUACCACCAGAAAGAGAUGCUCUCCGAUCGGGUUCGCAUGAACGCUUACUACGACUCCAUUUUCCGGAACAAACACCACUUCAAUGGAAAAACAGUACUGGAUGUUGGAACUGGCAGUGGCAUUCUUGCAAUCUGGUCAGCACAAGCAGGUGCAAAGAAGGUCUAUGCAGUUGAAGCGACCAAGAUGUCGGAGCAUGCUCGCGCGUUAGUUAAAUCGAACAAUGUCGAGAAUGUGGUUGAAGUGAUCGAGGGUUCUAUGGAGGAUGUUGUCCUGCCAGAGAAAGUUGAUGUAAUUAUCUCGGAGUGGAUGGGUUACUUACUUCUGCGAGAGUCGAUGUUUGACUCGGUAAUAUGUGCUCGUGACCGCUGGCUGAAGCCUAAUGGAGUCAUGUAUCCUAGCCAUGCUCGGAUUUGGUUUGCACCUAUAAGAUCUGGAUUGGUGGAGCGUAAAGAGAACGAUUUGGAAGAAGUAAUGGAUGAUUGGUAUAAUUUCGUUGAAGACACAAAGGAUACCUACGGGGUUGAUAUGGGUGUUUUGACUCAACCUUUCUCCGCAGAGCAGAGGAGAUAUUAUCUACAGACAUCCUUGUGGCAAAACCUUCAUCCAAAUCAAAUUAUCGGGACAGCUGCUAUUAUCAAGGAGAUUGAUUGUCUAACCGCCACUGUAAAUGACAUCAGUGAGGUCAGGUCCAACUUUUCUUCUUCGAUCACCAUGGAAAAUACAAGCCUCUGUGGAUUUGGUGGAUGGUUUGAUGUCCAUUUUCGAGGAAGAAAGGAUAACCCGGCUCAGCAAGAAGUUGAGUUGACAACAGCUCCUAGUAAAGAUGCCGGCACCCACUGGGGCCAGCAGGUCUUCCUCAUACACCCUCCUAGUUGUGUCACUGAAGGCGAUAACGUGAGUGUAGAAUUCCUAAUGUACCGGUCAAAGGAAAACCACAGAUUAAUGGAGGUAGAGCUCGGCUGCGAAGUCAGGCAGUCUUCUGGUAAUCUGCUUCCAGCAUUUAAAAGUAAAUUCCACGUGGAGUGA